AUGCAACAUAUAAUUUAUGCAGAAUGGCUGCCCAUAGUACUCGGAUGUGAAAAUGCUGCCAAGUAUGACUUACUACCAAAGAAAACAGGCUAUUUCAACGGUUACGACGAUCGUUGCGAUGCCACAAUGUCGCAAGAAAUGGCUACUGCUGCAUUCAGAUUUGGGCAUACGCUUAUCAGAAAUUCCUACCCUCGAAUGGACGGACGUUACUGGGACCAAGCAGAUCCGCUGCAACUCAAGGACUCUUUCAAUAAUGCUUCAUUCUAUUAUAACGAAAAAGCAGGACACAUGGAAUCAGUACUGUAUGGACUGCUGGGUGCCAACAGGUAA
Enterobius vermicularis (human pinworm) is the source of this 330-nucleotide messenger RNA. Lineage: Eukaryota; Metazoa; Nematoda; Chromadorea; Rhabditida; Oxyuridae. The record is from the annotation of a GenBank genome assembly.